UUUGGAGCAAUUACUCAAAAUGCAAGUCAAUCUACGAUCAAUUUUGGUUUUUGUAUUUUUUUUGAAAAAUGGUUUAGUUCAGAGCGAAUACCAGAUUGGAAUUGGAAGGGCCGAUUGUACAGGACCACCAGCCGAAAUAAUUUUUAUGGGUUAUGCUAAAUUAAGUCAAGUAGGGUGUGGUCUUCAUUUGAGACAAUUCUCUCGAGCUUUCAUCAUUGACGAUGGUUUAAGUAGGGUCGCUUUUGUCACUGUUGAUUCCCAAUCGAUGGCACAUGGAGUCAGAAGACAAGUUUUGAAAAACUUGGCUGGUCUUUAUAACGACACUUACACUGAACAAAAUUUGAUAAUAAGUGGUACUCACACUCAUUCUACUCCAGGAGGCUGGUUAAUGGAUCUUAUGUUUGAUAUUCCAAACUUGGGUUUCGUUCAAGAAAGUUUUGAUACUCUUGUUGAAGGAAUAACGCAAUCUAUAAUAAAUGCACAUGAAAACAUGGUUAAAGGUAAGAUUUAUGUAAAUUCCGGAAUUUUGCUUGAAGCUAAUAUUAACCGGAGUCCUGCAUCCUAUUUGUAUAAUCCUGAAGAAGAGAGAGCAAAAUAUGAGCACAAUGUUGAUAAAGAAAUGGUUCAAAUAAAAUUCAUUCGUUCCUCCGACAAUGAACCAAUUGGUGCAAUAAACUGGUUUGCCGUACAUCCAACCUCUAUGAACAAUACUAACUGUUUGGUGACUUCUGAUAAUGUGGGAUACGCUUCAAUUCAGUUAGAAAGUUACGUCAAUAAUGAAACUCUUCCAGGAAAAGGUCAAUUUGUUGGAGCUUUUGCUUCCACCAACUUGGGAGAUGUUUCACCGAAUACUAAAGGCCCGAUUUGUAUCGAUACAGGCGAAGAAUGUGAUUUUGUCACAAGUACGUGCAAUGGUAACGCUCAGACCUGUAAAGAAUACCAAUUGCAACGUUACGAAGGAGGUUCUACGAUCUAUGGACCACAAACACUAAACCUUUACAUAAAUAAAUUCAAACAGUUGGCUACAGCUUUAAUAAAUGGAAAGACUCUAGAUCCAGGACCAACUCCUCCAGAUUUUUCUUCACAAUUGAUCACGUUAGUUUCACCCCCUUCAGUUGAUGGAAUUGCAGAAAGUGACAAUUUUGGCGACUGUCUCCAACAACCACCUGCAUCUGUUUCACUUGGAGAGACCGUUUCAGUCAAAUUUGUAAGUGGCAAUCCUCGUCAUGAUGUUCUUCACGGCAGUACUUAUAUCAGUGUGGAACAAUCAGUUGGUGAUAACUGGGUUCUUGUAGCUUCAGAUGCUAACUGGGAAACACGAUUUUAUUGGAAGAGGACAAAUCCGACAACGGGAGAGUCUGAAGUGACCAUUGAGUGGGACAUAGGCCAAAAUGUUGAACCAGGACAGUAUCGAAUAAGACAUAAUGGCCAUUAUAAAGAAAAAUCCGGAGAAAUACGUGCUUAUGAAGGAGUAACGAAAACAUUUAAUAUCGCGUGAUGCAAUUGUAAUUUAAUAUUUUAUAAAAUGUAAAACACUUUAAUUUGAAAUUGUAAUUUUUAUUUAAGUACUUAAAGCUAAAAUAUAUUAUAUAAAACGA
Molecule: messenger RNA, 1598 nt
Organism: Tribolium madens (black flour beetle)
Lineage: Eukaryota; Metazoa; Arthropoda; Insecta; Coleoptera; Tenebrionidae
Product: neutral ceramidase-like
Exons: 11
Coding region: 20-1498 (492 amino acids)
Biological process (GO): long-chain fatty acid biosynthetic process; sphingosine biosynthetic process; ceramide catabolic process
Cellular component (GO): extracellular region
Molecular function (GO): N-acylsphingosine amidohydrolase activity
Source: RefSeq, a predicted model, not a curated record